UUUAAAUCGGUACAAGAUGGCGGAGGGGGAGGAGGUGGCGCGGAGGCAGCAGCCGCACCUGGAGCUGCGGCGCCGACGGCGGACCAGCGACCCCGGCACCGAGGUUAACCACGUCUCGUCCACGACCUCGCUAGGUGAGGAUUAUGAAGAUGAGAACCUAGUAAACUCUGAUGAGGUUAUGAAGAAACCAUGUCCAGUACAGAUUGUUCUUGCUCAUGAAGAUGACCAUAACUUUGAGCUUGAUGAAGCAGCUUUGGAGCAGAUAUUGCUACAGGAGCACAUUCGUGAUCUUAACAUAGUGGUAGUAUCCGUGGCAGGAGCUUUUCGUAAAGGGAAAUCAUUUCUACUGGACUUCAUGCUUAGAUAUAUGUAUAACAAGGAUCAUCAAAGUUGGAUUGGUGGAAACAACGAACCAUUGACUGGCUUUACAUGGCGAGGUGGUUGUGAAAGAGAAACAACAGGCAUACAAGUCUGGAAUGAAGUGUUUGUGAUUGACAGACCUGAUGGAACAAAAGUGGCUGUGCUGCUAAUGGAUACUCAGGGUGCCUUCGAUAGCCAGUCAACAAUCAAAGACUGUGCAACAGUGUUUGCUCUGAGCACUAUGACUAGCUCAGUCCAGGUAUAUAAUUUGUCUCAGAAUAUUCAAGAAGAUGAUCUUCAGCACUUGCAAUUAUUUACAGAGUAUGGCAGGCUUGCAAUGGAAGAAAUCUACCAGAAACCAUUUCAGACAUUAAUGUUUUUGAUUCGAGAUUGGAGUUACCCUUAUGAACAUUCAUAUGGUUUGGAAGGUGGAAAACAAUUCCUUGAAAAGAGAUUGCAGGUAAAGCAAAAUCAGCAUGAAGAGCUACAGAAUGUAAGGAAGCACAUUCACAAUUGUUUCUCAAAUCUUGGUUGCUUCCUUUUACCACAUCCUGGUCUUAAAGUUGCAACUAAUCCUAGUUUUGAUGGGAGAUUGAAAGACAUUGAUGAAGACUUUAAACGAGAGCUUCGAAAUCUGGUGCCAUUGCUGCUUGCCCCUGAGAAUUUGGUGGAAAAAGAGAUAAGUGGAUCUAAAGUCACUUGCAGGGAUCUUGUAGAAUAUUUUAAGGCUUACAUUAAAAUUUAUCAAGGAGAGGAACUUCCACAUCCAAAGUCCAUGCUUCAGGCAACAGCUGAAGCUAAUAAUCUUGCUGCAGUAGCAGGAGCAAGAGAGAUUUAUUGCAGAAAUAUGGAACAGGUAUGUGGUGGAGACAAGCCUUACAUUGCACCUUCAGAUCUGGAACGAAAACAUCUGGAUCUCAAGGAAGUGGCAAUUAAACAGUUUCGUUCAAUUAAAAAAAUGGGUGGAGAUGAUUUCUGCCGUCGUUAUCAGGACCAGCUUGAAGCUGAAAUCGAAGAAACCUAUGCAAAUUUCAUAAAGCACAACGAUGGCAAAAAUAUCUUCUAUGCUGCUCGUACACCUGCCACACUGUUUGCAGUCAUGUUUGCUAUGUAUAUAAUCUCAGGACUGACUGGCUUCAUCGGUCUAAACUCUAUAGCCGUCUUGUGUAACCUGGUCAUGGGUUUGGCACUGACAUCUCUUUGUACUUGGGCAUAUGUUAAAUACUCUGGGGAGUUCAGAGAAAUUGGAACAAUGAUUGAUCAGCUUGCUGAAACACUGUGGGAACAGGUAUUGAAGCCCCUGGGUGAUAAUUUGAUGGAGGAAAACAUAAGGCAGUCUGUAACAAACUCUAUCAAAGCAGGCCUGACUGACCAGGUGUCUCAUCAUGCCCGGUUAAAGACAGACUGACAGUUCAUCUCCUCAUGGACUCCACUCUCCCUCUUGUUCAUGCUUGCUGUACAAUGAGAACUCAAAUACAAAUAAACCAAAGUUUACAAUCAACUGUAGAAGUAGUUUAGUACAACUGGCUUCACAGAUGGCUGCCACAGAGUGUGAAAAUUGUUGGUUGGUUUUAAGCAUUCUGUUCAUGGCUCCUAAGGCAUGGAAAUUGGCUGAGGAGCAUUAGUUUAUCAUGCACAUUUGUGCCAUGUUUUUAAAUCUUUCCUUUCCUUUUUACUUAAGCUAAUGUUAGUGAAAUUUGUUUUAUGUAAAAGGAUAUUUCAGGGAAAUAUUUUAAGAAAUCUAUUUAGAGUCUCUCUAACAGUGUCCCAUUGAAUUUUAAUUUUUAGAGAAGCUAUGAAUCACUGUAUAAAGAAUCAGAUUGGAAUGACAAUGAAGCCUUUAUUGAGCCACUACAUUAAAAGUAUAUAUUGCUUUACUGCCUUCAAUACCAGUAUUACAUAAAUGCAUGUAUCAGAAACUUCACAGAAAUUACAUGACAACUCUUGUAGCUAAGAAAGUGAUUCUGAGGUGUACAUUUGUCUUGCCUUUUGAAAUUUAUAAACCUGCCCUAAAAGGAGAUGCAUAUCUGGGAAUCUGAACUGUCAUGCAGUUUAGCCUUCAUGUACAUAAAAUAUGCCAUUAAUUUUAUUGGGGGAGGAAUUCCAUCCAAAAAUGUUGCCUACAGCUAUGAGUUAAGAGUGUCUGUACAGUGUGUAGCUUUUAUUUUCUAAACUCACAGAUAGGGCAUGUAUAUGAAAUAUAAAUAUAUAAAUAACAAUUUUGUAUUAAAAGUUUUGUAGUUUAUG
Messenger RNA from Myotis myotis, 2607 nucleotides. RefSeq names its product atlastin-2. Gene Ontology annotation, molecular function: GTP binding; GTPase activity. The record is from RefSeq and is a predicted model, not a curated record. The transcript has a single exon. The coding region runs from base 17 to 1768 and encodes 583 amino acids. Lineage: Eukaryota; Metazoa; Chordata; Mammalia; Chiroptera; Vespertilionidae. Gene Ontology annotation, biological process: endoplasmic reticulum organization; protein homooligomerization.